AUGGGUGUUAUUACGAUUAAUAGUCCAUCUCCCAAAAGGGAAACUUCACGCGCGCCUGAGAGCCAAGAGGAUUGGGAAUUUCUGUACAAGAAUCGACCUAAUGGAAACAAGACCCUCUUUGAGUUAGAGAUGCUUGUCGUGAAACGCAUGGAUUUUCUGUCAUGGAUUGAUAAAAUUUCUAAUUCUCCUCAAAUAGAUAGUAAUAAGAUCAUUGAUAAAAUUCUGGGUCGUCUUCCGAGUAUACCCUCUUUAACAAGGAGACCCGGUCUAGGCACUUCCUCGGAAUCUGAGAAUCCUAAUGAUGCCGCCACAAACACAUUUGACAAGUAUCAUUCAUCAGCUCAGGAUGCGGCUUCUAGGUCGAGAAACAAUGGCAAAAAUGGAUCUCAUAAUUCUAUUGAUUUAUUUUCAUUCGAGAAAGGUGAAGACCUCUUAUCACAUUUAUUAUGCCGCUAUGCAUUUUGUAUGACUGAACGUUGGAGGAAGUGGUUGUUGAAAAUGGAAGAAAUACUAUUUUGCGCAAGACUACGGAUGAAAAAAGAAUCGAAUGUGGGUUAUAUCGAGGAUCUCAUGACGAAAAACAAUUUACCCUGUAGUUCGCUUAAUGACGAUCAAAAAAAUGACCCUGUGAUUUUCAAAUACUUCGGGUAUUAUAGUGCUAAAUUUUUAUCAAAAAAAAAUCAAAUAGCGAGGACUAUUACGCGGUUUCUCUUGAGCUUGCCACCCGGCUGA
Molecule: messenger RNA, 732 nt
Organism: Phytomonas sp. Hart1
Lineage: Eukaryota; Euglenozoa; Kinetoplastea; Trypanosomatida; Trypanosomatidae
Source: the annotation of a GenBank genome assembly